Messenger RNA from Syngnathus acus (greater pipefish), 2879 nucleotides. RefSeq names its product ligand dependent nuclear receptor interacting factor 1 (gene lrif1). Gene Ontology annotation, biological process: regulation of DNA-templated transcription. Bases 280 to 2295 code for a protein of 671 amino acids. Gene Ontology annotation, molecular function: nuclear retinoic acid receptor binding. The record is from RefSeq and is a predicted model, not a curated record. The transcript has 4 exons. Lineage: Eukaryota; Metazoa; Chordata; Actinopteri; Syngnathiformes; Syngnathidae.
GCCUUCAGCAAAGCUAUAGAUUUAGAAGAAAAUAAACAAGAACCGAAAACCCCAUAACGAUGUAAAGGAUGCUAAUGAUGUGUUUAUUGUUUAGCCCAUUUUUUCAGUGAAGUUUGAAGCGCUUCACAGAUGGCUGAACAUCGAUGGACAAAGAAACGUGGACGUUGAAUUUAAUAAUUACUGCCUCCAAUUGUUAGCUUGUGCCUGGCAUUAGCAUGCCGCUCCCCAGCCUCGGUUUAUCCUUCACAAUGGGUUAUUGCACUUUUAUUUGAGAGCGUCAUGUAUUCCGCAUCUCGGCAAGACAAUGUGGCUCAAAGAGAGACUGGGGUUGUCUACCAGGCCUUGCCUGCCGUUGGUGCUGAUGGAAGAAAUGUUAUGAUUCUGAUGCCUGUUCACGUGGUCAAUGGGAAAUACUAUGUCCCAAGUCAAAUCGUCAAACCUACAACACAGGGGAAUAUUGUAUCGGCACCUGUUCCCAUUGGAAAAAAGAUUGGCGUGACGUCAUUAGCCAAGAAACAAACUGUCAGCGAUCUGGUUCCCCUUGUGAAUCCCUUGCCUUGUAAAAACAGAAUAGCGGGUCAAGCAUUAGAGCUCGGUACUUCAUUAAAUACACAUCCACUUAAGACUAUAGGACCACAAGCAUUCAUCAACGCCCCCAAAAAUCAGGUACUAACAGUUUCAGCUUCCAAAGCUCGCUCAGGUAUCAAGAAUCAGCUCUCGUUGUCAUCAACAAACUCCUUUUCAAGUUCCGACUCCACCAAUGUGCCCACCGUAUCAUCUAAGACAUCUGUCCGUCAAAGCAGUGAUUCUUCAUACAUUUCAGAACUCGAGAAUGUUUGUUCAACUUCAUUUACGACUUCACUUUCACUGGGACCAGCCAAAUCACACUUGCAAUUGAUUCCAAAGGUUUCCCAGAGGCCCGAUAGUCCAAUGAAGUGGGUGAUUGAAGAAGUUAACUCUAAUGAGUCUGCUCUUCCAAAUUCUCCUCCUGUUCUAUCAAAGACCUAUCAAACCUUGGAAACAAGCAACAAGUUUGGAGCGCUUGAAAAAGUGGUGCCAGUUUCGCUGUCAUCCUUACCUACCAAUGAAACACAUCAGCAGCAGGCCAUGGUCAUGUGCGAUGGCAGGGUGUUUUUCGCAGCCGAAAAGGACGCCCUUUCAUCACCAGUGACGAGCAAGAAAAAAAAUUGCACACCAAAAAACUCUUUAGCCCCUUCAUCCUCAUCGUCACUCAUGCAGCACUCGAGGAUGAUCACUUCCAAUGGGCCAAAUGAAGUGAUUGACCUUUGCAGUGAUGAUAAUCCAAAUGACGUGAGUCAAACACUGCUUAUGGACUCUUCUUUAGAUGAAGAUAAUGUAAUAUUUGUAUCAUAUAUUCCACCAAAAUCUGAAAAUGUGACAUUACAAAGUAUGGCUGAAGAAACACUGCAGAAUGAAACAAACCGAACAAGAACUUUGGACCAUGUGACUGAACAUAUAAGGACAAUGCUCAAUUCCUCUGAGACCGCCCAUGAUCAUCUGGCAUGUGGAAGCUCCAUUGAUAGAAUCCAGAAACCCGAUCAGAGCGUGAUUGGAAGCACAGUUGCUAAUGAAUACAGUGACUCUGUCAUUAGCAGUCACUAUAACAGCGAUAAACAACAGUUGGACAGCUUCGAGGUUUCCCAGCGAAUGGAUGAUUCAGGCCUAACCAGUGGCGAAUCCACAGACAAAGAAGAGCGUUCCUCAAAUGCACUACCACUUUGCAGAUCAUUUGACCACCUACUGAGAAAAAAAUUUGGGGUUACAGCUGAUGUGAGAAUUUGCCUGCAUAGAAUUAAUCCAGGAUCAGCUGGUCUUGGACUUGACAAGCUUGCACGGAAUGGGCCUACUGAGGACAUUCUGGACCCCACAAACCUUUCGAAAGAACGUGAACUUUUCAUGCAGUACCAUUACAAUCCACAAGGCCUCGACCGCAGCGCUUGUCCAGUUGAUGUCAAAACGGCAAAAUUAGCAGGCGGAGAAAGUGUUGCUUCAAGUCCCCAUGCAGGGUCAAUGGUUGGCUAUGUGGAGCCAAUCGAUGAAGAUAUCACCAUCUCAGAUGAAAAUGACACUCCAAGCAACCAGGACUCAACUGCCCAGAGUUUGUAUAGUGCACAUUCCAAUACAAGUAGAAUGGGAAGGGCCAGGAAGCGCCCAAAGUGUCCAUGUUGUGUUCCUGGCACCCAGGGCCUGGCCGUGAAGACCGGCACCAAGGUAGAAGAGUCGCAGAGGUUAACAUGGACAAGAGACCACACGAGUAAAAGGAGUAGACGUUAGCAAUAGGUCAAAUAACAGAAGUUAAUGUUUCUGUCACGUUUGAAUUGCGUUCAAGAGAUUUACGCAAAUACUCCAAGAGUGUCCUUCGUUGUGGAUCAAAACUGCAGCAGCAAAUGCACUGAAAGUGUCGCUAAGUUAAGUUGGCGAUGAACCAAAAUUGACCUUGUCGGAGUGAUUGUCGUCCUGCAGAUAGUUGAGCACAGGAAAACUGUUUCCGUUUAUUUUUGUCUUGUCAUUUGAUGCCCUCCGGUUAGUUCAUAACCUGCCUCCCAGUUUUCAAGCAAUUUCAGCUGGACAUUCUUAUACAGCUGGCGUUAAAUAUAACCACAACCUAUUUUUAUAUAAUUGCGUCCAUGUUUCUUAAAGUAUUUUGGACAGUUUUCUCAAUUGGUCUUUAAUGUGAUGAUAGCAUUUUUGUUAAAUAACUUAUUAACAAUAACUUAUUAUUUCUACUUUAGAAUAAGAAAGUCUUGUUUACAAUCUUGAAGACAAUGUUAAAAAUGAUGUUCUGUUUAGCCUUAACAUCCAUCGGCUUGUCUUUUCUGGAUAUCGGAUUACUUGAAUAAAAUACUAAUAUCAAAUAG